Betta splendens (Siamese fighting fish) is the source of this 2201-nucleotide messenger RNA. Its product is annotated as tubby-related protein 1-like. Gene Ontology annotation, cellular component: cilium. Gene Ontology annotation, biological process: protein localization to cilium. Gene Ontology annotation, molecular function: actin filament binding. The record is from RefSeq and is a predicted model, not a curated record. The transcript is spliced from 14 exons. The coding region runs from base 186 to 1859 and encodes 557 amino acids. NCBI's taxonomy places the organism in Eukaryota, Metazoa, Chordata, Actinopteri, Anabantiformes, Osphronemidae.
GGUGAAGUCAGAGACGGGAGGCUGGACAAAGGCAAACUGUACGUGUCACCAAGCAGACGUCUCACAACUGUUGGAUAAGUGGCUGGGAGGGGAGGAGGACGGAGAUAGAAGCUGGGAGCACGGAAUCAGGAGUGAGUACUUACUGCUGCCGACGCGACCACGGAGCCGAGGGCUUUGACACAUUCAUGAGCAGUCGGGCAGAGGAUUGGUUGCCAGACGCUCUUGGAGAAAGUCACAGCUCCUCUCAGAGCCGUGCAGUGAAGCCUUUUGUCAGCAGCUGGCAGCAUUCCCAGAGAAGCCUUGUAGCAAGAAGUGGUGGUAGCGCUGGAAGCGGAGGCUGCAUCAUGUCUGCAGAGAAGAAGCCAAAAAAGAAGAAAGAGGAGGCUAAUGUUACAGCAGAAGCUAAACUGAACGGAACGGAGGCCAAGCCCAAAAAGACAAAGACCAAGAAAAAUGAUGGUGCAUCGGAAGAGGACAGUCCAGCCAUCCAAAAUGGAAAGAAGGUGAAGAAAAAGAAACCAGAAAAAGACAAAGAAGAGCCAGAAAAGGAAAAAGAGAAAGAGCCAAAAAAGAAAGUCAAAAGUGCUCCGAAAAAGAAGAAAGAUUCAGGAUCUGAUGAGGACGAUGACGAUGAUGAGGACGACACCCCCAAAAAGAAAACCAAGAAAAAGACCACAAAAGACAGCUCUCCUUCUGCAAGUUCUGCCAAAGAGAAGAAGUCCAAAUCCAAAGAUGACAAAGAUUCUGAGGGAAAGGAAAAAAAGGCCAAGUCGAAGGAGAAGAAGAAGGAACCUGCCUCAAUGUUCCAGAUAAACGGAGAAAAAGACUCCAAAAGCAAAAAGAAAGCAGCUGCUAAAUCAGACAGCGACGACAGCGAAGAAGAGGCGAAGCCGAGCAAAUCCAAGAAGAAGUCGUCGGCCGGCUCUUCAUCCAUGUUCCAAAUAUCAGGAGACAAGGACAAAGACAAGAAGACAAAAAAGAAAGGAAAGGCUGAAGAAAGCGAAGACUCUGACUCUGAAAAAGAAGAAAAAUCGAAAAAGAAAAAAGCCAAAGGGAAAAAGAAAAAGGCGCGAUCGCCGUCCCCUGAGAUUGAGUUCGACAACCUGGAGAAGUUUGUGCUGCAGCCUGCGCCGCAGGGCGUGACCAUCAAAUGCAGAGUAACACGAGACCAGAGAGGGGUGGACAAGAGCCUGUACCCGUUGUACUACUUCCACCUCGACAACGAGAAGAAGACGUUCCUUUUGGCCGGGAGGAAAAGGAAGAGGAGCACGACCUCCAACUACCUCAUCUCCAUUGACGCCACAGACUUGUCCAGAGGUGGAGAGAACUUUGUUGGGAAGCUGAGGUCCAACUUAAUGGGGACCAAGUUCACAGUGUUUGACAACGCCCUGAACCCAGACAGGGCUCUUCCAGACAUGUCUAAUGCCCGGCAGGAGCUGGCAGGCAUCAUCUAUGAAACAAACGUGUUAGGAAUGAAAGGACCCAGGAGGAUGACGGUCGUCAUCCCAGGAAUGAACAAGGACAACGAGCGCGUGCCGCUCCGACCAAGAAAUGAAUGUGACGGCCUGUUGAUCAGAUACCAGAACAGAAGGAUGGAAAAUCUGAUCGAGCUCCACAACAAGACGCCUGUGUGGAACGAGGAGACAGCUUCUCAUGUGCUCAACUUCAACGGCAGGGUCACACAGGCCUCCAUCAAGAACUUCCAGAUCGUCCACAACAAAGACCUGGACUACAUCGUGAUGCAGUUCGGGCGGAUAGCCGAUGACGUCUUCACACUGGACUACAGCUACCCGCUGUGCGCCGUGCAGGCCUUCGCCAUCGCGCUGUCCAGUUUCGAUGGCAAAAUCGCCUGCGAAUGAGAGGGAAGGAAAAAGAAAGCUCCUCGUCUGUCUGCUGUGAAACCACAACACACCCACGCCCACGUCACACCAACCCGCGUGUUUCCUGCGAUAGGCAGCGGCGACUCAGUCACUAACGGCGACCUCAGGCCAACGACGGCCUGCGUCGCUGCCUUUAUGGGUGUGAUUCACAGAAGGGACUCCAGGAAGCCGAGCGUUGUCGAUUGCUCCUUGAUGAUUGUGCGUCUCAUUGAUGAAGCUGUCAAAUGAUUUUCAUCAGUGUUAUAUUGUGACUUUGCUGUAUCUGUAUUAUUGUGCUAUUUUGGUGUCUUUUUAACCAUAGAUAAACUAAUGUGCCCACGA